Molecule: messenger RNA, 1137 nt
Organism: Cicer arietinum (chickpea)
Lineage: Eukaryota; Viridiplantae; Streptophyta; Magnoliopsida; Fabales; Fabaceae
Source: RefSeq, a predicted model, not a curated record
AUGCUGCCAAGAAGGAACAAUGCUACAAGAGUCAACGUCAACAGGGAUGAUCAAAUGGCUGAAACAAUGAAUAACAUGGUUGCUUAUGUUGCUUUACAGACAGCUGCAAAGACUCUACGGGAUCUGGAGAAGAGGGAAAAAGAAAUUUGUGCUGCUGAGUCAAGGGGAUUGGAAGAUUUUUGUCAUCACAAUCCUCUAAAGUUUAGGGGUGCUGAGAGUCUAGAAAAAACCGACCAUUGGAUUCAGGAAGUGGAAAAUAUAUUCGAAAUGAUUAAUUAUCAGGCAAUGGUAAAGGUCAAUUAUGCUACGUAUUUGCUACUAGGAGAUGCUGAAUAUUGGUGGAGAUGUACAAGGCUUCUGAUGGGAUCAGCUCAUGAGGAGGUGAACUUGGAGUCGUUCAAAAGGAAAUUUUUAGACAAAUACUUCCCGAUGAGUACCAGAACUAAGUUGGGUUAUGAUUUUCUUAAAUUGUACCAGGGAAAUAUGAUAGUGGACGAAUAUGUUGCUAAGUUUCAGUCAUUAUCAAUACAUUUUAGGUUUUUCCGUGAAGAGGUUGAUGAACAAUUUAUGUGUCACCGAUUCCAAAAUGGACUAAAGUAUGAGAUUCAAGACUCUGUCCUGCCAUUGGGAAUUCAGCGUUUCCAAAACAAAAAAGGAAAACAAGUUGUUAAGCCUUAUAACCGACCACAUUACAACAAUAGGGGUCAGAAUCGUCUAGUGAACCAGAACAUUGGAAGACAAUUGGGACAAUUAACUCGAUGUUUCCAAUAUGGAGAAGAGGGGAAUUAUGCUAAUGCUUGUACCUCUAAGAGUUUUCCAUGCUACAAUUGCCAGAAGCUAGGGCACUUUGCAAGGGAUUGCAAGGCUCUAAAGGUGGAACCAAUAGUGAAUGCAACUAGGGCUACUCGUCCUACUGCUAAAGGACGCAUUUAUUGCAUGAGUGCUAAAGCUGGAAAUCAAUCUAGCAAUUUGAUCCAACGAGACUACAGUAUGGAUUGGAUGUCGUAUCAUUAUGUAAUCUUAGAUUGUGCUUGCAAAUUGGUUCUUUUCCCCGAGCCGGGAGUCGUUAAGUAUAUGGCUGCUAACAAACUCGGAGUGUCGCUGAGAGAAGGAACUCGAGUUUCUUUCAUUAGAUAA